AUGAAUAAUCAAGAUAGAAAUGAAAGUCGAGUUCCGCUUGUAUCCUUACCGGAUUCAUAUUUAGCAUGGGUUGAUGGAGUACAAAAAAUACCUGAUAUUGCUGAUAUAAAUUUGUCAGGUAAAUCUUAUUCAAAUUAUUAUUAUGAACCUAUUUUAUUGUUAGAUAAUUGUCCGAAUUCAGUUGACCUCACUCAUUCGGAGAGACUCAAGAUCGAUGACAUACGGAAUAAUGUUACUAAGGAAGAUUUUACAUAUGGUGAUUUCAAACAACUUGGGUCCAGUAGUCUAGGAUUCGUUACUGAUGAUAUACGAAGAAAAUUAUGGCCAAAAAUACUAAGAUUAACUGAUGAUGAAUUAAACGAUGUGGGUGAAGAACUGGAUGAUAUACAUACUCAUAUACCUGAUGAAGUUUAUUAUCAAGGCUACAACGAUGUAGCAGCGACAGUAUUAAUUGUAAUGGGCUUAAAACCAGGUUUGCAUGUUCUUGAAAAGAUAUCAACAGAAUUCUUGGAAAGAUUUAUGGAGCAAACAAUGGAAAAAGUUAAUCAAGAAUUAUUUUUUAUAUUUGCUCUACUGGAAAGAGUCCAUCCAUCUUUGUUAGAACAUCUUGAAAACGUAGAAUUAUUUCCACAUUUUGCUUUGGCAGAGUACACAACGUGGUAUGCUCACAAAUAUUCUGAAAAUCGAAGUUUAUUGCAUCGGUUAUUCGAUUUUUUUCUUAGCUCUCCGCUGUUAAUGCCUUUGUAUCUUAGUACAAUAAUCGUUGCUCAUAGAGCUAAUGAAAUCUUUAAUACUACACCUGAUAUGGGGCAUACACACAAAGUGUUGUGUACACUACCCAGUACUUUGCCGUUUGAAGAUUUAUUAACAAAUGCGAAAACUUUAUACCAUGACUAUCCACCUGAAUCAAUAGUUAAGGAUGUACAUGAUUAUGAUAGAAAACGGCGAUGUAAAGAGCAAGAAUGGAAAUUAAAAGCCGAAGCCAGUAGAAAAUACUCCGAAAAACAACGGCAACUUAAAGUAUCAUUACCAAAAUCAAGACUGCCAUAUCAUUUCAAAAGUUAUCGGACUAUUACUGUCGUUACCAUUUUAGCAAUUGGACUGUAUGCAUUCUUAAAAACAGGUUCCGGAAUCAACUGA
Messenger RNA from Cotesia congregata, 1140 nucleotides. Lineage: Eukaryota; Metazoa; Arthropoda; Insecta; Hymenoptera; Braconidae. The record is from the annotation of a GenBank genome assembly.